This is a messenger RNA of Ipomoea triloba (trilobed morning glory), 1887 nucleotides long. Its product is annotated as beta-glucosidase BoGH3B-like. Bases 1 to 1887 code for a protein of 628 amino acids. The transcript is spliced from 9 exons. The record is from RefSeq and is a predicted model, not a curated record. Gene Ontology annotation, molecular function: beta-glucosidase activity. Gene Ontology annotation, biological process: glucan catabolic process. Lineage: Eukaryota; Viridiplantae; Streptophyta; Magnoliopsida; Solanales; Convolvulaceae.
AUGAGGAGAUUUGCAGAACCAGCUGUGGGCAUCCUGCUGUUCUGGCUAUGCUUCUUGGGCGGUGUCACGGCAGCGGCGGAGUACGUGAAAUACAAGGACCCAAAACAGCCGGUUGGGGUUAGAAUCAGGGACUUGAUGAAAAGAAUGAGCCUUGCGGAGAAGGUAGGGCAGAUGACCCAGAUUGAGAGGCAUGUUGCUUCCCCUGAUGUGAUCAACAAGUAUUUCAUUGGGAGUGUGUUGAGUGGUGGAGGGAGUACACCUGUGCCUAAGGCCCCUGUUGAGGCUUGGGUCAAUAUGGUAAAUGAGAUGCAGAAAGGUGCACUUUCUACCCGCCUUGGGAUUCCUAUGCUUUAUGGAAUUGAUGCUGUCCAUGGCCACAACAAUGUCUAUGGGGCUACAGUUUUCCCCCAUAAUGUUGGGCUCGGGGUCACAAGAGAUCCCGAACUUGUAAAGCGGAUUGGAGCUGCGACUGCACUCGAAGUCAGAGCCACGGGGCUCCCUUAUGUUUUUGCUCCCUGCAUAGCAGUCUGCAGGGAUCCUAGAUGGGGACGCUGUUAUGAAAGCUAUAGUGAAGAUCACAAGAUUGUGCAAAUGAUGACCGAGAUCAUACCUGGUUUACAAGGAGAUCUCCCAGCAAGCUCCCGUAAGGGCAUUCCCUUUGUUUCUGGAAGGACAAAAGUUGCAGCCUGUGCUAAGCACUUUGUGGGAGACGGUGGCACGUUCAAGGGCAUUGAUGAGAAUAAUACCGUUAUUAGCCUAAAUGGGCUGUUCGACAUCCACAUGCCUGCAUAUAUUGAUUCAAUCAGAAAGGGCGUUUCAACCGUAAUGGUAUCUUACUCUAGCUGGAAUGGCUUGAAGAUGCAUGCUAAUCGUGCCCUAAUCACGGGCUUCCUCAAAGACAAACUCAAGUUCCGAGGAUUUGUCAUUUCAGAUUGGGAGGGAGUUGACAAGAUCACCGAUCCACCCCGGGCUAAUUACACUUAUGCAGUUCAAUCUGCAGUUCUUGCAGGGAUCGAUAUGGUUAUGGGUCAGGAGAGAUUGACGGAGUUUUUAGAUAUCCUCACUUCCCUAGUGAGGAAAAACAUCAUCCCGAUGAGCAGAAUAGAUGAUGCCGUGAGGAGGAUAUUGCGGGUUAAGUUUGUGAUGGGUCUGUUUGAUAACCCGAUUGCUGAUCUCAGCUUGAAGAACCAUCUCGGGAGCAAGGAGCACCGAGAACUGGCAAGGGAAGCUGUUAGAAAGUCACUUGUGCUCUUGAAGAAUGGAAAAACCGCAAAUCAUCCUUUGCUUCCCCUUCCAAAGAAAGCAACAAAGAUACUCGUGGCUGGAAUCCACGCGGAUAACAUAGGCUACCAAUGCGGGGGCUGGACUAUAACCUGGCAGGGUCUCGGAGGCAACGACAUUACAAUUGGGACUACGAUAUUAUCUGCUGUGAAAAGAACGGUUGAUCCUUCGACACAAGUUGUCUACCAAGAAAAUCCCGACACGAAGUUUGUGAGUGCCAACCACUUUGAUUAUGCCAUCGUUGUUGUCGGGGAGCUUCCCUAUGCAGAGAUGUUUGGUGACAGCUCGAAUCUUACGAUAGCUGUGCCCGGGACUAGCAUUAUCAACAAUGUGUGUGGCGCUGUCCGAUGCGUGGUGGUCGUCAUCUCGGGCCGCCCGGUUGUGAUGGAGCCCUAUGUUAACAAGGUAGAUGCAAUUGUCGCGGCUUGGCUUCCGGGAACUGAAGGCCAGGGUGUUGCUGAUCUCUUGUUUGGUGACUACGGGUUCACAGGUAAGCUCGCUCGCACUUGGUUCAAGUCGGUUGAUCAGCUCCCGAUGAACGUUGGCGAUCCCCACUACGAUCCCUUGUUCCCUUUCGGGUUUGGUCUCGUGACAAAAGCUGUAUAA